This is a messenger RNA of Oreochromis niloticus (Nile tilapia), 1102 nucleotides long. RefSeq names its product NPC intracellular cholesterol transporter 2. The coding region runs from base 177 to 620 and encodes 147 amino acids. Gene Ontology annotation, biological process: intracellular cholesterol transport; cholesterol efflux. The transcript is spliced from 5 exons. Gene Ontology annotation, molecular function: cholesterol binding. The record is from RefSeq and is a predicted model, not a curated record. NCBI's taxonomy places the organism in Eukaryota, Metazoa, Chordata, Actinopteri, Cichliformes, Cichlidae.
AGAAGGCGGGUUAUUAAGAACGGAAUUGCGUUUCCUGACAGGCUCACCUUCGGGUGGAGAACACGCCAGAAACCUUUUAAAUACGCGCCGCCUCUCGUAGUUGACAGUGCAGGAAAAAAGGUGGUAACCCUUACGACGUCGUCAGCUAAAGGAUCACACACAGCAAAGGGGGAAACAUGGACGCCCGGACCGGUUUCAUUGUGUUGUGCUUGAUUGGAUUCAGCUGUGCGGAAACAGUGAAAUAUAUAGAUUGCGGCUCGGUUUCUGGGAAAGUGGUGACGGUUGAAAUCACCCCUUGUCCCAGUCAGCCCUGCAAGCUAAAAAGGGGAGACUCCUACACUGUCAAUGUGACAUUCUCCUCCACUGUGCCGAGCCAGGAGAGCACUGCAGUGGUUCACGGUGUCAUCGCUGGCGUUCCUAUCCCCUUCGCUAUUCCGAUUGUAGACGGCUGCAAAUCUGGAAUUGAGUGUCCCAUCCAGAAUGGGCAGACUUAUCACUAUGUGGCUACGUUACCUGUAAAGGACGAGUAUCCAGCUCUCAAGCUGGUUGUGGAGUGGGAGCUAAGAGACGACAACAGCAAGGAUCUCUUCUGCAUCAAGUUUCCAGUGGAGCUUGUGUAACAAACAAACAAACAAACAAACAAGUAAAUGCCUCUGAAAGGGAACUGGUUUUGUUAAAAUGACAAGUGUUCUACUAACACUGAAAGAUCUUGUUUUAUAUCGAUCAAACUGAUUUUUAAGUGUUCACUAGUUUGCAAGACUUUAUCGCACAUCUAAAAUUCUGCUGAAAUUAGAGGCUUUGUUUUCUCCCCACGAUCUUCCUAAUAAUCAAAUUACGAGUUGUGGAUGUGUGAUUGACCCUGAACUACAUUCCACUGCUGUGCAACUGUCUUGUCUUACUGGCUGCUGUGUAGUCAGAGAAGGUACAUGCUGUGCUUUCUCUUUACUAUGAAUUUUGUAAUAUUUCUUGUUGACCAUGUGCAGCAAGAUUUAAGGAAGUGAAUUGUUAAAGAAAAUUCUAAUGGAGCUCUAAAUGUGUGCCCAAAUGGCAUUUUUUGUUACAUGAAUGUGUGUUUUCAAUAAAACUGUACCUUUGUCAAAUA